Molecule: messenger RNA, 1126 nt
Organism: Carya illinoinensis
Lineage: Eukaryota; Viridiplantae; Streptophyta; Magnoliopsida; Fagales; Juglandaceae
Exons: 4
Coding region: 162-923 (253 amino acids)
Source: RefSeq, a predicted model, not a curated record
CUCCCUUAACUUGCCCACAUGAUACGUACGACGGUGCUUGAUCAGCUACAAAUUAAAAAGAAAUUAUUCCUCGGGAAAAAUUCCAAUACAAUGAAUAUUGGUUAUAACCAAUAAAUGUGCAUGCCUCGAUUAUAAGCUUUGAGGAUAAUUCACAUCAUCACAUGGCAAACCCUUUCAGGAACUUCUCCAUAAAAGAUAAAUAUGGAGCAAUGGCAGCAACUGCAACAGUACCGGCCAUUGUCAUAUUUGCAGGCGUUUAUGUAGCAUGGGUUUAUGCAAGUCGUGUUCUUAAAAAAUAUAAUCCACCAGUUCUCUCGAAAUCCACAUCCAUUGGAAUGCUCCAUGGUGGCAAACUAGCCUUGAAGAGACUGCUUGAUUAUCACCAUGCCCGAGCGGAUGCGAAUGUGUUGGAUGAGGCUGCCAAUGAGUUAAAGACUGCACUCGGAGACGCAUAUCCAGAUUUCUGGAAUCUGAAGUGUAAUGUGGCAAAGAUGGAAAUGAACGGAAAAGAAGACGAGGCAGUGACGAUGCUAGAAACUGCAUUUGAGGAGGCCAAGAAGCAGAGGAAACCGCAUGAAGCCUACGAGAUUGAAAUGUUGCUCGUCGAAAUGCUUAUAUACAAGGGAGAGUUUAAAAAGGCUAAUGAUUGCGAAUGCUUAUCAAGUGAAGAUCAAAUUUCAGACGCACGCCGUCCAUUAUACAAGGCUGUUCUUCAGAUCUUGCUGGGGCACUCAGAUCUAGCCUUAAAUUGUUGGCAAGAUUUCAAGAGACUUCGGAAACACUUUCUGUUGCAGCCAAGUCUGGAGGAAGAAAAAAUCCACAAAAUUGUCUCCGAUUUUGACGAGUUCAAGAAGUUAAUCAACUUGCUCAAAGAAGAUAUUAAAAAGGAUCGCCUGAGAAAAGCACCAGGACUAAAGAAAUAAACGAUCCAUGGUAUUAUUGUGCUGCAUGGAGUGAGUAGGUCGUAGUGUAAGAAAUACGAUAUGUAUUAAUCCCUUUCCUUUCCUACUACUCUUUUAACUUUUAUCCUUUGUCGGUUCUUCUCAACCCGUGCAUGGCGGUGGACUACUAUCUUCAAACAGUUGAGAGAGUUUUUAUAAAUAAGACAAAAACAGCAUUAAUCUCA